UGUCUCACUGUCACUGUCACCCUGUCCCUGUUGUCCCCCUCCAUGGCAGGGGGACCCCAAACCCUGUGGCCUCUUCCCCGCUGACCCACAGAUGACCCAACACAGCUGUCCACACUGACCUGUGGGGGCUGGACUGGGCUCCUGGCCAGACUCAUCCCACUGGGAAUGUCCCAGUGUCGCAUCCCAUGGGAACGCCCCCGGCAGGUCCCAUAAAAGCCCUUCCAGCCCGGUGGGAAGCAGGAGCAGGAUGGGGCUGUGCCGGGCGCUCACGCUGCUGCUGCUGCUGGGGCUGGUGGGAGCUUCCACGCCGGGGCCCGACGGAUCCACGGCGGUGUGGGACGGAUCCAUCCCAACGUCCUCGCCGGGAUCCGGGGCCGUGAGCUACGAGGCCGUGGUGGCGGCGGCCAUGGAGCUGCUCAACUCCAGGGCUGUCAGUCCCUACGUGCUGCGGCUGCGGGAGGCCCAGCCCCGGCCCGGAUGGCCCUCGGACCUGCGGAGCCGGCAGGAGCUGAGCUUCACCCUGGAGGAAACCACGUGCCGGAGCCCGGGAGUGGCCCCCACGGGCUGCAGGAGCCGCUGGCUCGGGGCGCUGACCUGGUGCCAGGGCUCCGUGUUCCUGGAGGAGCAGCAGCCCACGGUGGAGCUCUCCUGCGGGAAGGCUCCCACCAAGUUCGGCCGGAUCCGGAGAUCCAAGGUCAAGGAGUUCUUUGCCAGGAUCAAAGAGCGUUUCCAGAGCAUCUUCCAGUGCAGUCGGAUCUGGAUCCGCGACAAGCUCAACCUCCAGGUCCCCAAACCCUGAGGGGGCACCCCUGUGUCCCCCACCCUGGGCCCCCAUCCGGGUGCUCUGCUGCCAGUAAACAUCCCUGCAUCAA
This is a messenger RNA of Pseudopipra pipra, 872 nucleotides long. Its product is annotated as cathelicidin-B1-like. The transcript is spliced from 4 exons. Gene Ontology annotation, molecular function: lipopolysaccharide binding. The coding region runs from base 248 to 799 and encodes 183 amino acids. The record is from RefSeq and is a predicted model, not a curated record. Gene Ontology annotation, biological process: innate immune response; defense response to Gram-positive bacterium; defense response to Gram-negative bacterium. NCBI's taxonomy places the organism in Eukaryota, Metazoa, Chordata, Aves, Passeriformes, Pipridae. Gene Ontology annotation, cellular component: extracellular region.